Molecule: messenger RNA, 3081 nt
Organism: Phodopus roborovskii (desert hamster)
Lineage: Eukaryota; Metazoa; Chordata; Mammalia; Rodentia; Cricetidae
Gene: Cd4
Product: CD4 molecule
Exons: 10
Coding region: 114-1484 (456 amino acids)
Biological process (GO): T cell activation; positive regulation of ERK1 and ERK2 cascade; cell adhesion
Cellular component (GO): membrane raft; external side of plasma membrane
Molecular function (GO): MHC class II protein binding; coreceptor activity; protein tyrosine kinase binding
Source: RefSeq, a predicted model, not a curated record
CACAGACACACCUGUGCACGAAGCAGAGUAAAGAAGGGCUGGCCAGAGCCCCUGCCAUUUUUGCAGAUUCAGAUCCUCAGUGACUCAAGCUGGUCAACUUCAGCAAGGCCACAAUGUACCAAGGAAUCUCUGUUAGGCAUUUGCUCCUAGUGUUGCAGCUGGCACAACUCCCAGCUGUCACUCAAGGGAAGAGUGAGUUUCUGAGCAGAGAAGGGGCUUCGAUAGAGCUGCCAUGCGAAGGUUCCCAGAGGAAGAACAUGUUUUUCAUCUGGAAGCUCUCGGACCAGACGAUGAUUCUGGGAAAUCAGAAUAACUUUGUGACUAGAGCUCAGCCUGAUCGGUUUGGCCGUUUUGACUCGAAAAGUGCUGCAUGGGACAAAGGAUCGUUCCCUCUCGUCAUCAAUAGACUUAAGGUGGAAGACUCAGACACUUACAUCUGUGAGGUGGAGAACAGGAAGAUGGAGGUGGACUUGUGGGUGUUCAAGGUGACUGCCAGUCCGGGUACCCGCCUGCUGCAGGGACAGAGUCUGACCCUGAGCUUGGAUAUCAGCUCUAAGGUUACUAACCCCUCGAUGCAAUGCAAAGGCCCAGGGAAUGGAGUUGUCAAGGGUUCCAAAGUCUUCCAUGUGCCCAACGUAAGGAUUCAGGACAGUGGCAUCUGGACCUGCACCGUAACCCAGAACCAGAAAAAAGAAAUAGUCAGCAUAAACAUCUCAGUGCUGGGUUUCCAGAAGACGUCUGCCACAGCCUAUAAGAAGGAGGGGGAGUCCGUGGAGUUUUCCUUCCCCCUUAACUUUGGAGACGAAACCCUGAAGGGGGAGCUGAAGUGGAGGGCAGAGGACGCCCCCUCCCCCAAGCCCUGGGUCAUCUUUUCCAUGGAGAACAAGAAGGUGUCUGUGCAAACGAACAAGGACACCCUCAAGGUCCAGAUGGCCGAAGCGCCCCCACUCCACCUCAAGAUACUCCAGGUCUCACUGGAGACAGCUGGCUCUGGGAACCUGACUCUAACUCUGACCAAAGGAACGCUGCACCAGGAAGUCACCCUGGUGGUGAUGAGAUUGGUUCAGGAAAAGGACACUUUGACGUGUGAGGUAAGGGGACCCACCUCCCCCAAGAUGAGACUGAUCCUAAAGCCGAACAAUCAGGAGGCCAGGGUCUCCAAGCAGGAGAAGGUGGUUCAAGUGCCGGCCCCGGAGGCAGGGCUGUGGCAGUGUCUACUGUAUGAAGGGGAAGAGGUCAAGAUAAACUCCGAGAUCCAGGUUUCAUCCAGAGGGUUGAACCAGAACCAGCCAAUGUUCCUGGCUGUUGUGCUGGGGGGCACCUUCAGCUUUCUGGCCUCCGUGGGGUUCUGCAUCCUCUGCUGUGUCAAAUGCCGGCACCAACAGCGCCAGGCAGAACGGAUGUCUCAGAUCAAGAGGCUCCUGAGUGAGAAGAAGACCUGCCAGUGUUCCCACCGAAUGCAGAAGACUCGGAACUUCAUUUGAGACCUAGGCCCCAUUGCAGCCUGACAACUGUCUUGUCUCCUCUCCUGAGGCUGUGGACCAGAUGAAUGUAGUACAGACAUUCUGCCCCCUCCAGCCUCCUGCCCCCCUCUUCCAUAGCUGGCCACUGUUCCUCUCCCUCUACGCCCAAGCCCACAGUAGAGCCUGCUCUCUACUUUUCAGACACCCAAACACAGCUUAUUCCCCCAGCUUCCUUCCCACCAAAACCUCAGCCCCUCUCUAACUGCUGUGCAGAUCCCCUUUCCAGUGUCUGCACAGCCCAGCCCUGCCUGGCAUGGAUGGUGGGGUGGGUGUGUGGAAAUACACAGCACAACUUACAAGAGAGGGUCCUGGGACUGAACUGAGUGGGGACUUGUGCAGAUCACACGGCCUUUCAGGGACAGAUGUAGACCCCAAAGCUUCUGAAGCCAGCUUGAACUUCCCAUGCUGCCUGCUUCUUACUUGGUGUUGGCAAGACCAGACUCAUGCACGCACCAACACACACCCAGGCCACAAUCCCUCUGCACAUAGCCACACACUUAUCCACGGGUAAUCUAUAGCCAGUUUAAUGUCCUUGGUAUUGAACCCUUACAAAAACCUUACAUGUGGGUGAGUAAAAUGGCUCAGCAGCAAAAAUUCUCGCUGCCAAGCCCCAGGACCCAAGUUCAAUCCUUGAGGACGGAAGGAGAGAGCUGACUCUUAAAAGUUGUCCUCCACUCCUGUGCCAUGGCCUUCAUGUACUCACUCUCUCUCUCUCUCUCUCUCUCUCUCUCUCUCUCUCUCUCACACACACACACACACACACACACAGAGAGAGAGAGAGAGAGAGAGAGAGAGAGAGAGAGAGAGAGUGGGGGUUGGGGGUAGAGAAAUCCUACGAGUUGGAAGAAGUGACCAAUCUCCAAUAAAACAGAACUAAGUUUGAAUGAUUACCCAAGGUUGCACAGUUAACUGUGCAGAUGUCAGGACUAACCCAGGCCUCCGAUCCCUAGAGCCACUAUCUGUGAUACAGAGUGAAAGCUAGGCAGCUCUCCAGAGCUAGCCACAGGCACCAGGAUGCACCUUGGAAGCGCAGGGGCAUGCACCUGCACCUGCAGGAUACCCUGUGUCCAGAUAGCCAGAGGAUGGAGGGGCGAUGCUUGUUUCGAAUUCCCCCUUGACCACUGCUGUUUAUGGAUUCCUUUAUCGAAGGACCAAACCCCAGUUCUCUUAGAGCAAGGCUGAGACACAUGCAGACCUGCCACUCACUGCGUGUGCAGCUGGGAAGUGAGCUAGAGAAGAUCCUUGGGGAAGAUGACUGCCCCUUCGGCCUUUGCCACACAUCCAGGGAAAGCAGGGUUGGUUAUAAGUAUUCUCCCUGCCAUCUUAAUCUGUUUCUCUCAAAGCCCCGGCCUCCGCGCCUCCUCCCUCCCUCCCUCCCCCCCCUCUCCCAAUCUCGUUCCUUCCUCCUCUCUUUCCAUUCCAGAUGACCUCUUCCAGAAAGACCCCCUCCCCCUCCCCAGUUGCCGAUGGGCUCCUCAUUGCUUACUUUUUAUUUGUGCUCACUCCCCACUCCUGCUUCCUCAGCUGACAGAAAAAUAAAGACUAUAAGUAAAAUGCA